Molecule: messenger RNA, 1685 nt
Organism: Orcinus orca (killer whale)
Lineage: Eukaryota; Metazoa; Chordata; Mammalia; Artiodactyla; Delphinidae
Gene: CHAC2
Product: ChaC glutathione specific gamma-glutamylcyclotransferase 2
Exons: 3
Coding region: 253-819 (188 amino acids)
Biological process (GO): glutathione catabolic process
Cellular component (GO): cytoplasm
Molecular function (GO): gamma-glutamylcyclotransferase activity; glutathione specific gamma-glutamylcyclotransferase activity
Source: RefSeq, a predicted model, not a curated record
AGAGGAAGUCAAUGCUUCCGGAUACCCUAAGCAAGCAAAAAAAUAAUAAUAAUAACUGACUGAGCUGGAGUAGGAAAACAUUCUUCGAACUGCAAGUCCCAGUGUGCUUUGCGUCCCCAAGCAGGGAGUGCAGACUUUGCGCCUGCGCAGCCGGUUUCUUGCGUCCGGAAAGCUGUAGUCCCUGCCUGCAGUUCAGAGACCACGCCGAGGGGACAGCCGCCGCCGCCACCAAGGAGGAAGAGCAAGGGAAGGAUGUGGGUUUUUGGUUACGGGUCCCUCAUCUGGAAGGUGGACUUCCCCUAUCAGGACAAGGUGGUUGGAUAUAUCUCAGGCUACAGCAGGCGCUUCUGGCAGGGCAGCAUCGACCACCGCGGGGUUCCCGGCAAGCCCGGAAGAGUUGUGACUCUUGUUGAAGAUCCUGCGGGUUGUGUAUGGGGUGUUGCUUACAGACUGCCAGUAGGAAAGGAAGAAGAAGUAAAAGCAUACCUUGACUUCAGAGAGAAAGGAGGCUACAGGACCACAACAGUCAAUUUUUAUCCAAAAGAUUCCACAACAGAACCAUUCACUGUGUUGCUAUAUAUUGGAACAUGUGAUAAUCCUAAUUAUCUUGGUCCUGCACCUCUGGAAGACAUUGCUGAACAAAUUUUUAAUGCAGCUGGUCCAAGUGGAAAAAAUACAGAAUAUCUUUUUGAACUUGCAAAUUCCAUUAGAAGCCUUGUGCCAGAAGAUGCAGAUGAGCAUCUUUUCUCUUUGGAAAAAUUAGUAAAGGAACGUUUAGAAGGAAAACAGAACUUCAAUUGCUUAAAAAGACCUAACUGACUUUUCCCAACAAGCAGAGCUUUUAGUCCUCAGAGAGCAGCACAAUGGCAUUAUGAUUUGUAAACGUGUUUACUUGAAAAUCUUAGUUGUGUUUAAUGUUGUAGUCAAGAUAUCAUCUAAAUUUAUAGUUUAAUUGCAAGUGGCCUGAAACACAUACAUAUUCAAGAUAUUGGGGUAUAGUUAAAGAAAAAAUUUGUUUCAAUAAUAUAAUGAUUUUCCAGCUAUGUGAUAUUAAAUACUUGCUCAUGAGAAGUGAGUUCUUUAGAAAAAUAUGAUGAAGGACUCAGUUCAGAACUUGUUUUUACCUGAGUAAAUAUAAUUCUGUUAUUUCAUACCACAGUACUAUUUUGAAGUUGUAGAGAAUUAAACCAAAAGACCAGUAAAUAUAAUAAGGUUAUACCUUCAAUAUAUUCCCAUACAUCAACUCUGUAAUCAUGGUUUAAAAUAAAUAAGCUUAAAAUAACAUGUAAUUAGAAACGUAUGGUAAUAUAGAAAAGAUUUGGGCCUUGAAUGUGAAUCUCCUUAUGUAGGUAUUAAAUGAAAUCCUUUCCAAUUUAAGCCAAAAUAUGCAUUUUAAUAUAAAAAUUUCCUUGGAAUUAUAAUGUACUAUACCUCUCCAUUUUUGAAUAAAUGUAUUUUACUACAUGGAAAAAACCCUUUCAGCAAGAAAAGCACAAAUUAUACAAAUCAUGUCUACUAACAAUGUAGUCUAGUCUGUCACUCACUUUGUAUUAAUCUUAUACUGAAACUUAAAAAAAACAAGAUGGGCUAUCUGAUAUUACAAAUUAACAGAAACAUAUAAUGAAAGUUUGCUGUUUGAAAUGGUGUUUAGAAUUGUAAUAUUUUAAAGAAGUGGUAUUACCUGA